Agrilus planipennis (emerald ash borer) is the source of this 2625-nucleotide messenger RNA. RefSeq names its product major heat shock 70 kDa protein Ba-like. NCBI's taxonomy places the organism in Eukaryota, Metazoa, Arthropoda, Insecta, Coleoptera, Buprestidae. The record is from RefSeq and is a predicted model, not a curated record. The coding region runs from base 311 to 2221 and encodes 636 amino acids. Gene Ontology annotation, molecular function: ATP-dependent protein folding chaperone; misfolded protein binding; ATP binding. Gene Ontology annotation, biological process: cellular response to unfolded protein; protein refolding. Gene Ontology annotation, cellular component: cytoplasm. The transcript has a single exon.
GUUGUAACGACAUGCGAAGACGCGACAGAUCAAUAUUGGUAUUUCUAGUAAUGUAUUCCUGCCGAUCCCGAACGAUCACGUCCGAUCCGGUACAUUCUGGACUCUUCUCGAAUAUUCCGGUACCGGUCAAUGCCGCUAUAAAUACGAAUUGCGCGGCGGGAAUCGCGUUAGUUUGAAUACAAACAUUGGAAGAGCGCGACAGAUUAAAGCAAACCGAGUGCUGUCAAAGUUGUUAUUUUUUGUGAAAUUCAAGUGCGAAACCAAACGCUGCUGUAAAUUUCUAAUAUCUACGUGAAUAAGUGAAUCGAAAAUGCCAAAAAUACCAGCGAUUGGAAUUGAUUUGGGUACUACCUACUCGUGUGUAGGUGUAUGGCAGCAAGGUAAAGUUGAAAUCAUCGCAAACGACCAAGGUAACAGAACAACACCCAGCUAUGUUGCAUUUACCGAUUCGGAACGUCUCAUUGGGGAUGCCGCCAAAAACCAAGUGGCAUUGAAUCCUGCUAAUACCGUAUUCGACGCAAAAAGACUCAUCGGUCGAAAAUAUGACGAUCCGAAGAUCCAACAGGAUCUGAAGCACUGGCCAUUCAAAGUUGUCAACGAUGGUGGCAAACCUAAAAUCGAAGUCGAGUUCAAAGGCGAAAGAAAACGUUUCUCUCCAGAAGAGAUCAGUUCGAUGGUCCUCACAAAAAUGAAAGAGAUCGCGGAGGCGUAUCUUGGAGGACGUGUCAAGGACGCAGUCAUCACAGUUCCUGCAUAUUUCAACGAUUCCCAGAGGCAAGCAACCAAAGAUGCUGGCACAAUUGCUGGUAUCAAUGUACUCAGGAUCAUAAAUGAACCUACCGCCGCUGCCCUCGCUUAUGGUCUGGACAAAAAUUUAAAAGGUGAAAGAAACGUUUUGAUUUUCGACCUGGGUGGCGGCACCUUUGACGUUUCAAUCUUAACAAUCGACGAAGGGUCACUUUUUGAGGUCAAAUCAACCGCCGGUGAUACCCAUUUGGGAGGAGAAGAUUUUGACAAUCGCCUCGUCAAUCAUUUCGUCGAAGAAUUUAAACGAAAAUACAAAAAAGACAUGAGCAGUAAUCCUCGAGCAUUGAGAAGAUUGAGAACUGCCGCCGAAAGAGCGAAGCGUACACUUUCCUCCAGCACUGAAGCAACCCUGGAAAUAGAUGCUCUUUAUGAAGGUAUUGACUUUUACACGAAGAUAUCCAGAGCACGUUUCGAAGAACUUUGCUCCGAUCUGUUCAGAAGCACCUUACAACCCGUGGAAAAAGCCUUGAACGACGCCAAACUUGAUAAAGGGUCAAUUCACGAUGUUGUUCUUGUUGGGGGUUCUACCAGAAUUCCAAAAAUUCAAAGCCUUCUCCAAAAUUACUUUGGAGGCAAACAGCUCAACUUGUCUAUUAACCCAGAUGAGGCCGUUGCUUACGGAGCAGCAAUUCAAGCCGCCAUUCUCAGCGGGGAUCAAAGUUCUCAAAUCCAGGAUGUUCUUCUCGUCGAUGUGGCUCCUCUAUCGCUCGGAAUCGAAACUGCUGGUGGUGUAAUGUCGAAAAUUAUCGAGAGAAACUCUAGGAUUCCUUGUAAACAAACUCAAACGUUCACCACAUAUUCCGAUAACCAACCGGCGGUUACAAUUCAGGUGUACGAAGGUGAACGUGCAAUGACCAAAGACAAUAAUCUUCUGGGCAAUUUUGACUUGACUGGUAUACCUCCAGCACCUCGCGGGGUUCCCCAGAUAGAAGUUACCUUCGACUUGGACGCUAAUGGCAUCCUAAACGUUUCUGCCAAAGAGAAUAGUACUGGAAAGUCCAGGAAUAUUACCAUAAGGAACGAUAAAGGUCGUUUGUCUCAAAGAGACAUAGAGCGCAUGGUCUCCGAAGCGGAGCAAUACAAAGACGAAGACGAGAAACAACGUCAAAGGGUUUCUAGCAAAAAUCAGCUAGAGUCGUAUGUUUACAACGUAAAACAAGCCGUGGAAGAGGGUGGUAGUAAGUUGAAUGACAACGACAAGAGCAGAGUUCUUAAGGAAUGUAACGAAUGCAUUCAAUGGUUGGAUAGAAAUCAAACGGCAGAAAAGGAAGAGUUUGAUGACAGACUGAGCUCUAUUCAGAAAACGUGUGCUCCUGUAAUGACAAAAUUGCAUAGAGGAGGCGAGGGUGCAGCAACUGGUGGAGGAGCCAGGAAAGGCGGACACGAGGGUCCUACCAUUGAAGAAGUUGAUUAAAAGACUCAUUUUUUUAAUAAUCUACGUAUAUGCACAAAUUGCUAUUUCUGCGCUUGUGUUAUUAACGCAAAUUAGACGAUGCCAUAAUAUAUAAAAAUAUUAUAAUAUUGAUUGCAUUUACAAUUAGAUAAUGUGAUUUUAUGUGAUAGAUUCGGUACAGGAUCAGUGCAUUCCAUAGUUUUUCUCGGGAAAUCGUAUCUUUGUAAUCGUUGUAAAUCGUGUGUAUUGUUACAAAUAUGUUUUAUGUUAAAUUGUUUGUUAUAUUGUAGGAUGUUGUUAGGUGUAGCUGUUAUAUUUUUGUUACCAAGUACAUAAAUAUAUUUCUGUAUUUAUUGUCUGAUAAAGCAUGUUAAUGAUGAUAAAAAUUGUAUCUGUCCAAUAAAGUGCUCGUUCCGUAAAAUAAA